AUGGUGGCUUCUCUCUACGAGGCCGUUUGGUCUACCUCUAGACAGACCCUACCUCCGACUGAUGCAACCAAGAUUUCAUGGCUAUGGAAGGUGGUAGCAGCCUUCUUUGCAGCUUUACAGCUAGUCGGGUACAUGAUGCUGGCUGUGAUAGUCGGCUCUCCUCCCCAUGAACUGCGAAUCAAUCCUGCAGUAUCUACGGUUACUGCGUUUGUGUUCGUUGGUGCGUCUUACGGCGUAUCAGCGCUGAUUAUCUUAACCCAGCGCCACCGAAUGAUGUUCCUCCUCCACUCAAUCUUUAUCCCAUACUCGACGAUGAAUAUGCUCGCACUCCUGAAUAUCCUGUUCCACAUCCACGGACGAAGCCUGCAGAUGGACACCUUGCAGAUCGUGAAUACCUGCCUACCCACUGCUUUCUCUGUAUGUUACGCUCUCGCUGGGAUCUUGAUAUAUCGAGAGCAUGGACGUCACCGAGUGGAGGAAGAUACGCUGCUGCUCACCGACGAAGAGAUGCAACGUCGCCAGUUGCUUCGAUUGCUGAGGGAGCAGACUUCUAGUGCGCCAUCACCUGAGCUUGUACGGAACACUUAUCGCUUCGAUUUACCUGAGCAUGAGACACCACCGAAUGACUGGACUCCUUUACAUGGUUGA
Molecule: messenger RNA, 648 nt
Organism: Penicillium vulpinum
Lineage: Eukaryota; Fungi; Ascomycota; Eurotiomycetes; Eurotiales; Aspergillaceae
Exons: 3
Coding region: 1-648 (215 amino acids)
Source: RefSeq, a predicted model, not a curated record